AUGUCCGCCAUCCGUGCCUUCGCGACUCGUCGCGCUCCCUUUGCCUUUGCUCAGCGUGCCGCUUUCUCCCAGUCAAUAGCCCGCACCGCUGGCAAGGAGUCGGCUCUCCACUCUGAGAACCGCGCCGAGGAGGUCGAGAAGAAGAAGCAGGAGCAGCUCAACAAGAAAAAGGACGGCAAGCAACACUGGGAGGAGCAGCUUGCCAGUGACAGCGAGAGCGCUGUCAAGGCGGAUCGUUCCGAGACUGGCAAGGACACCAAGCAGCAAAUCAAGGAGCUGCAGGAGGAGACCAAGAAGGUCGGCCAGUAA
Alternaria ethzedia is the source of this 309-nucleotide messenger RNA. RefSeq lists its product as uncharacterized. The record is from RefSeq and is a predicted model, not a curated record. The coding region runs from base 1 to 309 and encodes 102 amino acids. The transcript has 3 exons. NCBI's taxonomy places the organism in Eukaryota, Fungi, Ascomycota, Dothideomycetes, Pleosporales, Pleosporaceae.